AUGGCGGUAGGAAAAAACAAAAGAACAUCAAAGGGAAAAAAAGGAGGAAAGAAAAAGGUCACAGAUGUUUUUACCAAGAAGGAGUGGUAUGACCUCAAGGCCCCCAAAAUGUUUUUGGUUAGGAAUUUCGGAAAAACCUUAGUCACGAAAACCAUUGGAAAAAAGUUGGCCACGGACGGCUUGAAGGGACGAAUUUACGAAGUUAACCUGGCCGAUCUGAACAAUGACGAGGACCAAGCUCACAAGAAAAUAAAACUGUGUUGUGACCACAUCAUCAACAAAGAUUGCUACACAGAUUUCUGCGGUCUGAGCAUAACAAGGGACAAAUUAUGUUCAUUGAUCAGAAAGGGAUACACACUGAUUGAAGGAUACACGGACGUAAAAACGAUUGACAACUACCACCUGAGAAUGUUUUGCAUUGCUUUCACGAAGAAGAGACCAAAUAGAACAAAGACUACUUGCUACGCACAGACCAGCCAAAUUAAAAAAAUAAGAAAAAAGAUGGUUGAUAUCAUGAAUGCUGAAGCGAGUAAAGUUUUACUAAAGGAUCUUGUGAAGAAGUUUAUUCCUGAAUCGAUUGGAAAAGAAGUGGAAAAACAGUGCAAGAAAAUAUACCCCCUACAGAACGUUUUAAUAAGAAAAGUCAAAAUUUUAAAGAGACCCAAAUUGGACAUUUCAAAAUUAAUGGAAUUGCACACAGACUCUAAGGAAGACGCUGGAAAAAAUGUCAAAUCUUUACCUGAGUCCAAAGAAGCCACGAACAUCUUAAGUGCCGAGUUGAAACAUUAG
Molecule: messenger RNA, 789 nt
Organism: Plasmodium fragile
Lineage: Eukaryota; Apicomplexa; Aconoidasida; Haemosporida; Plasmodiidae
Product: 40S ribosomal protein S3a
Exons: 2
Coding region: 1-789 (262 amino acids)
Biological process (GO): translation
Cellular component (GO): ribosome; cytosol
Molecular function (GO): structural constituent of ribosome
Source: RefSeq, a predicted model, not a curated record